GGCUGAAAUUUGCAGGAAGGGGAGCACAUGGUCCUGAUGCCUGGAUUUCUGUUGUCUCGAAGUGGUUUGAAGCUUUCACCAGCACUUGUCCUAACUGAUGGGUACUACUUAAGCACUGCUUUUCCUCGCUGGUUAUGUGGCUGGCUCCUUUGGGUUCAGCGAAAAUAUUAUUCCAUCCCUGCUCUCAGACUGCCCAUCCACCACACUGGUCCUGCCAAACCACGGGCAGCCCCAGGGCUGGAAGGACAUAAGAGCAAAAAAGUGACACAUGGAGGAGCUGUGACUGAGAGGUGACUGCCUUUGGAGUGGAACCUGCCCGGUGAUUUUGGAGCAGCCCGUUGCCUAUGGAGGGGGCAGACUAAGUAGCCGUCAUGACGACAGAGACGGGCCCCGAUUCGGAUGUGAAGAAUGCACAGGAGGAGGCCGCGCAGCAGCAGCUGGAGGCAGCCACCCCUGGCCCCACCGCCAUGGCUGCCAGCCCUGGACCUGUGGCCAACAGUGGAGAGACUGAGGCUAAUGAGAAGCCUAUGGCCCAGCCUGACUCCCAAAAUGCAGAGCCGAGCACAGAAACGGAGGAGAAAGAUUACAGUGAAACGGAUGGGCUCUCUGAUAAAACAACACCCAGCAAGACCCAGAAAUCACCCCAGAAAAUCACCAAGAAAGUCAAGAGUGCCCUCUGCAGAGUGACCCUGCUCGAUGCCUCUGAGUAUGAAUGCGAAGUGGAGAAGCAUUCCCGAGGCCAAGUCCUCUUUGACAUGGUGUGUGAGCACCUCAAUCUUCUGGAAAAGGAUUACUUUGGCCUUACUUUCUGCGACUCAGACAGCCAGAAGAACUGGCUGGACCCCUCCAAAGAGAUCAAGAAGCAGAUCCGCAGUGGGCCCUGGAACUUUGCCUUUACAGUUAAGUUUUACCCUCCUGACCCUGCCCAGCUCAUGGAGGACAUCACAAGAUACUACCUGUGCCUGCAGCUCCGUGCAGACAUUAUCGCGGGGCGCCUGCCCUGCUCUUUUGUCACACAUGCCCUGCUGGGCUCCUAUGCCGUGCAAGCUGAGCUGGGGGACUAUGAUGCUGAGGAGCACGUGGGCAACUAUGUCAGUGAGCUCCGCUUUGCCCCUAACCAGACUCGAGAGUUGGAAGAGCGCAUCAUGGAGCUGCACAAGACCUACCGGGGCAUGACCCCAGGUGAAGCAGAGAUCCACUUCCUGGAGAAUGCAAAGAAGCUCUCCAUGUACGGGGUGGACCUGCACCAUGCCAAGGAUUCGGAGGGCAUUGAUAUCAUGCUGGGCGUCUGUGCCAACGGCCUUCUCAUCUACAGGGACAGGCUAAGAAUCAACCGCUUUGCCUGGCCCAAGAUCCUCAAAAUUUCCUACAAGAGGAGCAAUUUCUACAUCAAGAUCCGCCCUGGUGAGUAUGAACAGUUUGAGAGCACCAUUGGCUUCAAGCUGCCCAACCACCGUUCUGCCAAGCGUCUGUGGAAGGUCUGCAUAGAGCAUCACACCUUCUUCAGGCUGGUGUCUCCGGAGCCACCCCCAAAGGGUUUCUUGGUGAUGGGCUCCAAGUUCCGCUACAGUGGGCGGACACAGGCACAGACGCGGCAGGCCAGUGCCCUCAUUGACCGCCCAGCCCCUUUCUUUGAGCGCUCCUCCAGCAAACGGUACACCAUGUCUCGCAGCCUUGAUGGAGAGUUCUCACGCCCAGCCUCUGUCAGCGAGAAUCAUGACGCUGGGGCAGAAGCUGAGAAGCAGGAUGAGGACGGUGAGUCUGGCAGCAGGAGACGAUCUGAGGCGGAAGAUGAGGAAGUGACUACUCCAACAAAAAUCAAAGAGUUGAAGUCGGAGCAGGAAACAACCCCCAGGCACAAGCAGGAGUUUUUAGACAAGCCAGAAGAUGUUUUGCUAAAGCAUCAGGCCAGCAUCAAUGAGCUGAAACGAACCUUGAAGGAGCCCAACAGCAAGCUGGUCCACAGGGAUCGGGACAGGAGGCUGCCUUCGUCACCAGCCUCUUCGUCACCCAAGCAUGAAGACGAAACACCAAAGGGAACCCCAGAGAAGGCCAGAGAGGGCUCGGAGCAUUGGGUAUUUAUAGAGAGAGAAACUUCUAGGCUGGAAGAGGUAGCUCUAAAGAAAGCUCUGGGAGUCAAGAAAGAAGAAGCGUGUGCAGGUACGUCAGAGGUGAAAAUGAGUGUGAACAUAUCAAAAGUGGAGAUGGCUGUAGGGAAAGCCAAGGAAGCUACAGGCCCAGAAGAGCCAGCAGAUACAGCCUUGGACACCCGUCGAAGAGCAAAAAUGAUUGCUAGUCCAGAGGAUUUUGAGUCUGUCUGGGAGGAUGAGAUCUGUGAGAAAGCAUCCAGGGAGGAGCCCAGCAUGGAAGCAGAGCACUUGCCAGCUGAAAGUGGACAGGAGGAGUACAAAGAGAGGAGUGACAAAGUGAUUAUCAGAGAGCCAAGUCUGUCCAGGCCAUGUCAGAAAUCUGAAGAGGGGCAAAGGCCUGAGAUUUCAGACCCAGACUCUUACCAGGGAGAAAGCAAGGUGGGCUUGGAGGAGUAUGCUUCUGCAGCCUCCAGGAAGCAGGAGGCCAGAAUGCCAACCACAGCCAUAGAGGUCAUUAAAAUUAAAGUGAAAUCUAGCGAUGACAAGACUGAGACUUCUGCUACACAGAGGAUCAUCUACUUAGGAGAUAUAGAGGGAAAUGAGAAAGAGAAAAAAACGCAUCUGCUCUCAGAGGCCAGCCAAAGACUUGGCUUGGAGGAGGGGCUUGGAGGAGUAAAUGAACCAGGGGAGGGCUCAGGGCCCACAGCACCUGCAGAACAACAGUCCCAGCCCACUUCCUCAGUGGGUAGUCAAAGGAAAGCAAUAGCGGUAAAACCUGCUGUAGAGCCAGACCAGCUUAAGACAGGCUGUGAUAUGACAAGCCUUUUGGGACAUCCUUGCUCAGGGAAGGAGGAAGUUUUGUUAGUAAAACAGGAACGAACAUCUGCUGGGCUGACAGGCCAUGAAACACAAGAGGGAGAUGAAGCCAUAUCAUGUUCCCAAGAGGUGGGAUUGGAGGAAAAGCAUCUGCAAACAUCAGUAGGAGAAUUUAAGCUCUGUGCCCCGGCAGGUGAAGGCAGAGGAGCUAAGGACACGCAGCAGCUGGGCAAGGUGAAGAACCCAGCACUGAGAUUGGCUACAGGAGACCAGCAGGGAGAUAGCUCCACAGCAGAGUGGGAGGUCUCAGAAAGGAUCACUGCAGAGGAAGAAGAGGAGGAAAGCUCCAGAGUGGUUCUUCAGAUGGAAGAUAUAGAGACUAAACCACCCCCUUCAGCUGUGCCUCAGCAGGGCCAUCCCAGUGCCACAGAAGGGUCAGAGCAAAUGAAUGCUCCCACCCCUGGGCCCUUACCUCAACGAUCAGACCCUGUCUCUGCAGAACUAGCCCAGGAUACUGGGCCAGCCCAGGACACACAGCCCAAGGGCAAAGAGUUGGCCCAGGGCACCAGCCCUUUAAUAGAUGUGGAAAUAAUUGAGAAUGUGAACCCCACAACUGAGGUGACACUCAAGGAUGCAAGCCCCAUAGCAGGUAAAGAAGCACUCAAGAACAUGAGCCCUGUAACAGAGAUGGAGAUAUCCAAGGACAUGAGCCCUGAGUCUGAAGAACAGCUCCAAGACUUGGGCUUUGCUGCAGGAGAAACACAGCAAGGUCCAAGUCCUGUUGUAGGACAACCACCCCAAAACACAGAUGUUGCUGCAGUGGAGCUCUCCCAGGUCAGAGAUCCAGCCCCAGGGGAGGUGGUUCAAGACACAGACCUUUCCACAGGGAGGGCAGCCUAUAGCAAAGUCCCUGCCACAGAAGAGCCACUCCAGGAGGAAAAGCCCAUCAUAAAAGAGCUGUCAAAAGAAAUAGAGACUAUGUCAGGGGAAUUGUCCCAAGAUAAAGAUAAUGAAAUGGGAGAACUGUCUCAUGACAAAACUCCUAGCCUGGAAGAGCUUCCUCCCAAGGCAAAAGAAAUGGAACUACAAACUGGAGCCAUAAUAGGAGACCUACACCAAAAGGGUGCUGAGGCAGGAGGGCCACUCCACACUACAAUCCCCAAGGCACAAGAGCCAUACUGGAAAUUGGAGUUUAAUGUGGGUCAGGCUCUGCAGGAUAGGAGCUCUAUGGUACGAGAAACCGCCAAGGACAAGGGCCCUGCUCCAGAGCAGCCACUGCAGGAUAAGUCUCCUUCUGAAGAAGAUGGUCAUGUUGUGUAUUCCCACUGCCCUGUAACAGAAUCGUGUCAAGGAAGCAGUUUGUACCAACUAUCUGCCUUUAGAUAUGAAGGCAGGGUAAAGCUGCAAGCUAGCAAUGGGAUACAGAAAACAGAAUCUGGGCCGCUGAUGUCCAUUGCUGGGAGGAUAGAAGCUAUGUCCCAAGAGCAUGGAGAUAUCACUGUGACACUGGCUUCAGCCCCAUUCCCAGGUGUCUGGCAGGAUGGUGAGAUGUAUGAGAAAACCUCAGUGGCUUCUAAGAUUAAGAUGUUUGAGCAAGGUGAAGCUGAGCAAAGGACAGUGCAGGAGGGACAAGCGCGCAUGCCUGAAAUUACAACAGCAGCAAAAAAAGGAGGGAAGAUAGAUCUGGCACAGGGGACAAUUUUGGAUGCAGGCCUCCUCUCAUCUUCUGUGGUGUCAGCCAUUCCUGUGGGGUCCAUGUCCAGUAUUGGCUCUUUAGCCCUCAGGCAAGGGGUUGGUUCAGGAGAUUCAUCCCAGCCUCUGUCUCUAAAGGAAGAUGUUUCUAUUGAUGUGGAGCAUGAAGGAGAAGACAAUGCUGACCUUGCCUCCCCUGACUCCGGCUGCGAACUCACACUGGCAGAAGCCGUGAGCAAAUCUCAGGAACCAAGUGGGGAAGAAAAGGAUUUAUCUGACCCAUCAGUAAAAUCCAGCCUGAAAGAAGACAAUUUAAAGACUGCUAUUCCAGUAGUCUUCCAGAGAGCGGGCUUGAGGGAGGGUGCCGAGGAGAAAGCUAAGCCGCCUCGGCACAGGGCUCCUGAGAGUGACACCGGGGAUGAGGAGCAGGACCAGGAGAAGGACUCAGUCUUUCUGAAGGACAACCACCUGGCCAUCGAGCGCAAGUGCUCCAGCAUCACAGUUAGUUCAACAUCCAGCCUGGAAGCAGAAGUGGACUUCACGGUGAUCGGUGACUUUCAUGGGACAGCCUUUGAGGACAUAUCUCGGAGUCUGCCCGAGCUGGAUAAAGACAAGAGUGAGACAGAAGAUGAAGGCCUGACUUCCUCCCAGGAUACUGAAAAAAUAGCUCCUGUACUUGAAGAUGAUGUCAAAGGAGGGGAGAAGGUCUCCCAGCCUAGACCAGAAGUAUCUCAGCUAGAGUCGGCAGUGCUGAAAACAGAUGCUGCAACUGUUGGCCUGGUGUCAGGCAUGAAGAAUCCUGAAGAAGAAACCUCUGCUCCCCACAGGGUGGAAGGAGGCACCCCAGGCAGCAAAGACGCAAUAGCCACUUCCCACACUGUCACUGCAGAGACCAUAUCAACAACCUCAGGUCACAGCACUAAGCCUGGGAAAGGGACAGGACCCACAGCAGACCUUCGUUCCAUGUCACCGAUCAUUGGCAGCACCACUGGGAAGGAGGUGCUCACCAGCAUAUUCAGUGCCACCGCAGAAACCCUCUCCACUUCUACCACUACCCAUGUUACCAAGACUGUGAAAGGAGGGUUUUCAGAGACAAGGAUAGAGAAGCGCAUCAUUAUCACAGGAGAUGAAGAUGUGGACCAAGACCAGGCACUGGCUUUAGCAAUCAAAGAGGCAAAACUACAGCAUCCUGACAUGCUGGUAACCAAAGCUGUGGUAUACAGAGAAACAGAACCUUCUCCAGAGGAAAGGGACAAGAAACCUCAGGAAUCUUGACCACCGUGUUCACAGAAGUUGGCAUCUGUAUUCAAGCCUGGGGAAUAGUGAAGAAGGAUCCUUCACGCUGGAUUUGUCAGCAAGACAUAGACAUCCUGGCUGCAACGUUCAUGGCGAGAGACAAAAAAAAAAAAAAAAAAAAAAAAAAAAAAAAAGAAUAGCAAAUAUAUUAUAUAUAUAUAUACAUACAUACAUUCAUAUAUAUAUAUAUAUAAAUAUAAAAAUAUAAAAAACAGGAAACAAAAUGCAUCCUUGCACUGCUGCUCUAUGCUGGAAAUGAAUUACAAACAACAUCAACAACAAACAAAGCCAACCAUCUUUGCAGAUAAAUUGAAGAAUUUACUGGAUUGGUGAUAAAAUAAAAUUAAAAAAUCAUGAUAAUAACAAUAAUAUUGUUAAAGGUACAAUAAGCCACUGUCUUGCAUGUUACAUAAAAGGAUACACAAUCUUGAGUUCAUUUAUUGCACACUGAAUGGAAAGGAAAACUGCUUUGCAACAAAGCAAGAAAUAAGCAACAAAAUAAAAAUCACAAGCAGAAGCAAAACCAUUUCCCACCUCUGGAAAGAAGAGAGAAACCAUUGAGUUUAUUACUUUAGAGUUAUUUUCCAAUUUGGAAUGUGUGGUUACACUUUUUUUCUCAUUUCAUGCCGGUUCUUUUGCAUUUGGGGGGUUCCAUUAAUUCUGCCCCUUCUGUUCUUUAUCUUCUUCUCUGUGCAUUUGUCCAAGCUCUUGUUCUCUGAAGGUAUUUAGGAAUGGAUCUCAUUUCAAACAAAACAAAUUAUAUGUAUAUGGUUUCUCAUUUAUAAAAAUGCAGCCUGUAGGGGUUUCAUAUGGAUGUGCAUUUAAGUUAUGUAUAUUGUUAUAUAUAACAAGGGGGGAGGGAGGGAACAAUAUUAAAAUAAUUCAACAGUCCUGGUAAAUAUGAUGAUGACAUUUUAAAAUUAUUAAUUAUUUUGAUUGACUGUGGUUGGUGUAUUUUGAGACUCUUAGAUCAUACUUGGGACUUUUAGCCCUGCAAGAAGAAAAUGGGGACAGUUCCAGCCACUUCUGUUUUGGGGGGGAGGGGGGGCAGGGCUGAGGGAGAAAGACCAUACAGGUCCCAUCCUGCUGGCUGAUCCAAGCGGAAGCAGGAUGGCUGGGUUUGGUGCUGCAUUACACUGUGUUUGGGAUUGGUUGGUCAGUGGCGAGUUGAGAAGGGCAAGGAAGAAGGUUCAGGCUGCCAUUCCUGUGGCCCGGAUGCUAGGCAGGAAUGUUACCUGGCUCCAAUCCAAAGAUGUUAGAGUCAGCUGGGAACAAACUGGCAGCAUGGUCUUAGCUCCUCUCCAGCCCACUGAGCUGUGAUGAUUGUUGGGGUUGUUUUGGUUUGUUUCUGGACCCCAAUAAUGAAGUUACUCAAUCUUUGUAGUAGGACUGGUUGGAGGCAAAGAGGAGGCAUUUCUGCCUUGCUUCCCCUACAGUCCAGGUGCAAUGGCAAGGGCUGCCCAUGGCACUGUGGGCUACAUGACAGCAAAGGGAGGGGUGAUGCCAGUCCUUCCCCCAUCCUUGUCUCUGGGUGCUGCUGAUGGACAGGCGGUGGAAAGACCACAUUAUCUCAAUCACUGCAGAGUGCCCUGAGUGUACAAGGCUGGAUGGCAGAAUCCAGGCUCUCCAUGUAAGAAGGUCUGUGCUGAGAAGAUGUCAGUGAAGCUGCCUUUCCCAGAAAUCAUCAUAACUUGGCCUUUAGCAACAGGCUUCCUCUAUGGCUGCCUUUGUAAGGGGAUUAUGGGCCAAGGCCAGGGCCUCAUACACUGUGAAUCAGGCAGUUAGGGUGGAUUUGGAACCAAAAUCAGAAAGGAAAAUAAAUAAAUGGGUUUCCUUUUUGGAAUUAUCCUUAUCUCCUGCAGAAACAGAAGGGCCCACAAUUCUGCACCAUUUUGCCUUUAGUCCUCCACCCCUCACAGAGGCUGCUCAGAGUAGGUGCAUUUUACCAGUUCCAGCAAUGGAUCUGAGGAUGAUCCUAAACGGGGAGAACUUGAGCUGUUGGAAUAUUAUGGGAGCAUACUUUGCUUAAGAGAGAGCCUCUUCUCUGGCAGCCUUGUUUCACCAGUCACUUACUAUUAUGUCCCAAUGAAGUCUGUUCUUCCUCUGGCAUAUAAGAUUCUUCUACAAGCAUUAAAGGCUUCUUGUGAAGUGAAUAGACUUGCUGGCUAAUGCCAAUGAAGAUCAUUUCAGGUUUCUGAUCAAUUCUGUCAUGUAGUCUCCCCCCAGGUUCUGUCCGAGUGCUUUCAGUUGCUUGUAACUUGCAGUUUUUAGAGACUAGACCUCAGACCAAAAAGUUAAGGCAAUUGCAAAGAGGCUUCUUUUUUUUUUCUUUUUAAAUACACCUAAAACAACUGCAAAAAGCAGUUGCACUUUCUGAAAGAGACACCAAUCAAGAUGGGUCCUGUUCUCAGUGCCUGUACAAGGCAUUCAGCCCAUCUUGCCUGUUAGCAAUGGUCCACGUAUCAUGUGGGUUGUUCUUCAGCACCCUUUGUGCUGAAGGCCCCAUGUGGAUUGUUUGGGAGAUCCCAUGUGGUUUUGGUAUUCAUAAAACUGAACUACAGGCCACUUUGAAACUGGAUAGCUCGUUUUGAAAUCACAUAUAUGGUUAUAAAAUUUAAGUUCACUGUUAAAAUUAGUAGCCUUACACAGUUAUAGAACUGAUGUGAAAUUGGAUUCAAGCUAUUUACAUUUAAAGUUAAAAAAACUCAGUGAGUGGAUCCAGUUUCCUGCCUUCCACAGCUUGUUUAACGGGUGACAAUAUUUAAAAAUAAAAAAGGAAGAAAAAAGUUUGCUUCUUGUUCACUUGGCAAGGUGUGGGAUUCUGCUAUUUAGUAAUGACUAACAUCCCUUAGGGGCCUGGCUCUCUCCCAGCCUGCCCAUCACAUUACUGCCAUUUCAAAGAGCUAAUCACCAUUUGUUUUCUUCCAAGGGCCUUUCUGUUGAAAGGGGUGGGAGACAUGAGUGCCUGUUUUUACCUGAUCCCACAAAUUCAUUCAAACCUGGCCUGCAGUUGCAUGAGUAAUAAUGAUAGUAACAAUAACAAUAUUUAUUUUUAUUUGAAAAGCACCUUACCAACCAACUGCAAUGUUCUGUUGUUCCUUCACUAACUCCCCUUUUCUCUUCCCUUGUUCUUCUUCUCCCUCCUGCCUUCAGUCAUAUUCCUUUUCAGUGCUUGGUGGUGUAUGUGUGUGUGCUCACUGUUCUUGUAUUCAAUAAAAGUGAAAUAAAUGUGUUUGAUGCUGAA
Messenger RNA from Rhea pennata, 9138 nucleotides. It is a transcript of the gene EPB41L1, whose product is annotated as erythrocyte membrane protein band 4.1 like 1. The record is from RefSeq and is a predicted model, not a curated record. Gene Ontology annotation, biological process: cortical actin cytoskeleton organization. Gene Ontology annotation, molecular function: actin binding; structural molecule activity. The transcript has 25 exons. The coding region runs from base 372 to 5873 and encodes 1833 amino acids. Gene Ontology annotation, cellular component: cytoskeleton; plasma membrane. Lineage: Eukaryota; Metazoa; Chordata; Aves; Rheiformes; Rheidae.